Molecule: messenger RNA, 4554 nt
Organism: Thyridium curvatum
Lineage: Eukaryota; Fungi; Ascomycota; Sordariomycetes; Thyridiales; Thyridiaceae
Exons: 2
Coding region: 1-4554 (1517 amino acids)
Biological process (GO): Golgi to vacuole transport; Golgi to endosome transport; protein targeting to vacuole
Cellular component (GO): membrane; Golgi apparatus
Molecular function (GO): protein binding
Source: RefSeq, a predicted model, not a curated record
AUGAGGGCGCCGGCAGCUUUCAAGGCCCUCGCCUUGCUUGCCUCCCUUUGGGCAUCGCCCCUGCACGCGAAGAAAGACGGCCCGGCCUUCCACGUCAACGACUUCAAGCACAUCCCCACCAGUCUGAGCUACUUCGAGGACUCCGACGUCAUCCUGUUUCACGAUGUCUCCGAAGGCAACAUCUACCGCACCGACGACGCCGGCGUCAGCUGGAAUCGAGUUGGUGACAUCGCCCAGGGCGUGGCCGCGCGGCUGGUUAUGCACGAAUACGACCGCAGCCGGGCCUAUGUCAUGACCGACGCCACCUCCCACUGGAGGACGGAAGACAAGGGCAAGACCUGGCAGAGCUUCUCCACCGACGCCGAGGUCAACAUCUUCCAGCCAGAGCCUCUGGGCUUCCAUGCCGGAGACCCGGACCGCAUGCUGUUCAAUGGCAUGCGGUGCAAGGGCAUCUUCUGCGACGACGUCACCAUGUACACCACCGACGGCUUCAAGACGGAUGCCAAGCUUCUUCGCGACAACACCGUGGGCUGCUGGUGGGCAAGGUCGUCGGCCAUAUUCACCACCGGCAAGGACGAGCUGGACGCGAAGCGCAUCCUCUGCGUCGUGAGGGAUUCGCUCUCGCCCUUCAAGCACGACCAGCGCCUGCUCAUCUCGGACAACUAUUUCAACGCGGAGAAAGCUGGCGGCGAUGUCAAGGAAUUCGAGCCCAAUCUCGACAUGAACAGGCCGGUACAAGGUGUUGUCAACCUGGCUGUCGUCAAGAAGUUCCUUCUGGUCGCGACGUCAUCGCCCAACACCGACGAGAUGGCACUCUUCGUAACAGAUGACACCCUCAAUUGGCACCGGGCCAUCUUCCCUGCCGAUCACCGGGUUGACCAAGAAGCCUACACGGUUCUCGAGAGCACCAACUACAGCAUUCAGAUCGAUGUGAUGAAUACCCGUCCGUCCAACCCUAUGGGGGUUAUGUUCACGAGCAACUCCAACGGUACCUACUUCACCAAGAACAUCGACUUUACCAACCGUAACAGUCACGGACACGUCGACUUUGAGAAGAUCAACGGCAUUCAGGGCAUCUUCCUGGUGAACAAAGUCAAGAAUGGCGAUGAGGUUGCUACGGACAGGCAUGCCAAGAAGAAGAUUAUCACCGAGAUCACGUUCGAUGAUGGUCGGACUUUCGAGGAUGUCAUGGUCGGGAAAGAGAGGGUACAUCUGCAUUCGGUCACUGAUCUGAGCAAUGUUGGACGUGUCUUCUCUAGCCCAGCACCUGGCUUGGUGAUGGGCAUUGGCAACACAGGCGAAUACCUCAAGUCCUAUGAAGAUGGAAAUCUCUACAUAUCGGACAACGCUGGCGUUACCUGGAUUGAGGGCCCCAAGGGUCCACACAAGUAUGAGUUUGGAGAUCAAGGAUCGAUCUUGCUUGCUGUCAAGGAUACUGGGACUAAGGGUGAAGGUAUUGGCGAGAUCACCUACUCCCUCAACCAUGGCAAGGACUGGAAGACUGCCGAGCUCCCGGAUGGGCUCAAGGUUCGGCCUUACAUUCUCACUACCACCCAAGACUCUACCAGUCUCAAAUUCCUCUUGAUCGGCCAGAGCAAAGAUAAAUGGGAGAUCGUCGCCAUUGAUUUCGAGGGGUUGCACGAGGACACCUGCAAGGAGAGCGACAUGGAAGACUGGUUUGCUCGCGUCGAUGACAAGGGUGAGCCGACAUGCUUGAUGGGCCAUACCCAAAAGUAUCACCGUCGCAAGAAGGAUGCCGAGUGCUUCGUAAAGCACGAGUUCAACGAGGCACUGGCUGAGAGUACCGACUGCGAGUGCACGGACAAGGACUUUGAGUGUGACUACAACUUCAGGAGAGAGGAUGGCGAAUGCAAACCCGUUGGUCCCGUCAUUGUCCCUGAUGACGCGUGCAAGGAUGCCAAGCCCGACGACACUUUCAAGGGCUCUUCGGGAUGGCGUCUUAUUCCCGGCAACACUUGCAAACGCAGCCAGGGAGCACAGAAGGACGAUCCUGUCGAGAGAAAAUGCUCCGACUCCGCACAGCCGCCAACGGAGAAGCCGAGCGGCAAGAUUUCCCACAAGAACUACCCCUUCAAGGGCGAAUGGACGGACUUUGAGAAGCACUAUUUGGAGAGCGGCGAGUUCAAUAACGACGAGACCGUCAUCGUGCGACCUCUUGAUCGAUCCAAAAACAAGGGCGGGCCCAUCUACAUCACGAAUGACCAAGGCAAGAAUUGGAAAGAGGCCGAGGUCUUCAAGGAUGAAGAGAUCUGGGCCAUCAUGCCGCACCAGCACUUCAAGGAGAUGGUGUAUUUUGUCACUCGAAGCGGCAUGGUCUACUACACUUCCGACAGAGGACGGACUUUCCACGACUUCAAAGCCCCAUACAAGCCGGCCCUUGAGGAGCAGAAAGCGCCGCUCGCUUUCCACCCUGACAAGCAAGACUGGCUGAUCUGGUUUGGCAAGAAGUGCGAGGACACGGGCGAAUGCUAUCUGGUUGCAUCUGUCUCGACCGACCGUGGAGACAACUGGAAGACUAUGGCCCGUUAUGUGGAAAAGUGCGAAUUCACAGGCUCGCUCGCCUACAAGUACCGCAACCAGAAACAAGUCCUCUGUCUUGGCAGGGAGCGCGAGAACAACUCCAAGGACAACCCCCUCCAGCUCGUCUCCAGUGACGACUGGUUCGAUACCAAGGAAGUCCGCCAAAAGAACGUCAAAGACUUUGCGACCAUGGCUGAGUUCAUUGUCGUCGCGACGGAAGAUCAGGAAAAGAAGACUCUUCAGGCACAUGCCAGCAUCGACGGAGAGCACUACGCUGCGGCCCACUUCCCGUACAACUUCAACGUCGGCCAGCAACACGCCUACACGGUUCUCGAUAGUUCGACCCAUGCUGUUAAUCUGUUCGUGGUGACGGAGACCAAGGAGGACUUCCGGUAUGGCACAAUCAUCAAGAGCAACUCCAACGGUACUUCAUACGUCAUGAGUGUUCCUGGCGUCAACUGCAACAACAAUUAUUAUGUGGACUAUGAGAAGAUGCUUGGUCUCGAGGGCGUGAGCCUCGUCAAUAUUGUCGCGAAUCGCGAUAGCAAGGACAACAAGAAGAAGUUGCAGAGCAAGAUCAGCCACAAUGACGGCGCUGAGUGGAGCUUCCUGGCACCCCCAGGACAGGAUGUCGAGGGCAAGAACUAUCCUUGCAGUGGCAACGGCGAUGAAAAGUGUGCGCUCCACAUUCACGGCUACACUGAGCGUGAAGAUCACCGGAAGACAUACUCAUCUGCAGGUGCUGUCGGCCUGAUGUUUGGCAUUGGCAACGUGGGCGACAGUCUCGGUGACAUCAAGGACGCUGACACCUUCAUGACUACGGAUGCUGGCAUCACCUGGAAGAACGUCAAAAAGGGUGCUUGGACCUGGCAGUUCGGCGACCAAGGAUCGAUCAUUGUUCUGGCCCAGCGCCACACCAAGACCAAGACUGUUUCGUACACUGCCGACGAGGGUCAGACCUGGCAGGACUACCAAUUCACUGAAGAUGAUGUGGAGAUCGCCGAUGUCACCACUCUUCGGUCGGGCGCCUCCAGGAACUUCAUCAUCUGGGGCAAGAAAGGCUCCGAGCUGAUAUCCAUCAACGUCGACUUUACCGGUCUCACUGGACGGGCGUGCUCGUUGGAAGGCGAUUCAGACUACUAUACAUGGUCUCCCAAGCACCCGAUGAUGGAGAAUGACUGCCUCUUCGGCCACGUCUCGCAGUACCGGCGCAAGAAGACGGACCGUGACUGCUACAACGGUUUCAAAAUCGAGCACUCGUACAAUGUGCAGAACUGCAGCUGUACCCGGCGUGACUUCGAAUGUGACUACAAUUUCGAGCUCGACAACCACGGCGCCUGUUCGCUCGUGAAGGGCCUGGAGCCCAAGUCUCGCGAGCAGUGGUGCAAGGAGAACCCCGGCGUGGAGACCUACUACGCGCCGUCGGGCUACCGCCGCAUCCCGCUGACCACGUGCACCGGCGGGCAGGAGUUCGACAAGCAGUCGGAGCCGCAGCCCUGCGUCGGCAUGGAGGACGAGUUCAGGCGCGUCCACCGCGGGCCCUCGGGCGUGGCCAUCUUCUUCGCCGUCGUGAUCCCCGUGGGCAUCGCGGCGGCGGCGGGCUGGUGGGUCUACCGCAACUGGCACGGCAAGUUUGGCGCCAUCCGGCUGGGCGAGGGCGGCGCCGGCGGCGGCUUCGGCGGCGGGGCCGGGCUCGACAGCGACGCGCCGUGGAUCAAGUACCCCGUCAUCGCGCUGUCGGCCGUGGUCGCCGUCGUGGGCGCCGUGCCGCUCGUGGCCUCGGCCGUCUGGCGCGCGGGCACGUCGGCGGUGCAGGGCCUGCUCGGCGGCGGCGGUGGCAGGGGCCGCUUCAGCCGGCUUGGCGGGAGCGGCGGCGGCGGCGGCGGCGGGUGGGGCGGGUCCAGGAGGUUCACGACCCGGGACAGCUUCGCCAGGGGGAGAGGGGACUAUGCUGCGGUCGCGGACGACGACGAGGGCGAGCUGCUGGGCGAUGAGAGCGACGAGGAGGUGUGA